AAUUCAAAACAUCAAAAAUUUCCGAAAGCGUACGACGAAGAUAAACAAAUUUUAGCCCGUAAAAUAAUUUAACUUUUCCAUUGAAAAUCAAACAUUUUUAAAAGAAAUUCAGUUGGAAAAGUUGACUAACGAUGACCUCCGUGCAUACACCAUCGGUUGCCCUGAGCAAAUAUCGAGAUCAGCACUUUAAGGGAUCCCGCCAUGAACAGGAACGCUUGCUGCGGCUAACAUCUACCUUAUAUAUUGGCAAUCUAAGCUUCUACACCACGGAGGAACAAAUACACGAACUGUUCUCGCGAUGCGGCGACAUCCGGCGCAUAGUGAUGGGGCUGGACAAGUUCAAGAAAACACCGUGCGGUUUCUGCUUCGUAGAGUACUAUACCCGUGAUGAUGCGGAAAGCGCUAUGCGGUACAUCAACGGAACGCGGUUGGACGAUAGGAUUGUCCGUGUCGAUUGGGAUGCCGGGUUUGUUGAAGGGCGACAGUACGGACGCGGCAAGAGCGGCGGACAAGUGCGCGACGAAUAUCGACAGGAUCAUGAUCUCGGUCGCGGCGGAUACGGCAAGAUGGUCCAAAUGGGACAACUGGGGGCAAACAUGCGAGACAGCUAGACCACAGGGAGUUCGGAUGAGUGCGGGAGGUUACUUUUUAAGAUGAUUAUGUAUACAUAGACGCGUAAAUUAAACAUUUAAAGGAAUAAAUCUCUCACUUACUUGGCGUGAUAUCAUA
This is a messenger RNA of Aedes albopictus (Asian tiger mosquito), 729 nucleotides long. It is a transcript of the gene Cbp20, whose product is annotated as nuclear cap-binding protein subunit 2. Gene Ontology annotation, cellular component: nuclear cap binding complex. The record is from RefSeq and is a predicted model, not a curated record. Bases 132 to 611 code for a protein of 159 amino acids. The transcript has 2 exons. Gene Ontology annotation, biological process: mRNA cis splicing, via spliceosome. Gene Ontology annotation, molecular function: RNA cap binding. Lineage: Eukaryota; Metazoa; Arthropoda; Insecta; Diptera; Culicidae.